CCUGGUUGGCCGGGCGGAGGUGGGGGGUGUUGGGGAUUGGUGCCGGCCCGGAGUUCAGCUGUGCGCUCCGCGCCGGGUCCCGGAGCCGGCCGCCUGAGGGAUGGACGAGACGAGCCCACUGGUGUCCCCCGAGCGGGCCCAACCCCCGGACUACACCUUCCCGUCCGGAUCGGGCGCUCACUUUCCGCAGGUGCCGGGGGGCGCGAUCCGAGUGGCGGCGGCGGCGGCGGCCGGCCCGGUCCCUUCUCCGCCGGGCUCGCCAGGCCACGACAGGGAGCGGCAGCCACUGCUGGAUCGGGCCCGGGGUGCCGCGGCCCAGGGUCAAACCCAAACGGUGGCGGCUCAGGCCCAAGCCCUGGCCGCCCAGGCCGCGGCGGCUGCUCACGCCGCGCAGGCCCACCGGGAACGGAACGAGUUUCCGGAGGACCCGGAGUUCGAGGCGGUGGUGCGACAGGCCGAAGUGGCCAUCGAGCGCUGCAUCUUCCCCGAGCGCAUCUACCAGGGCUCCAGCGGAAGCUACUUCGUCAAGGACCCUCAGGGGAAGAUCAUUGCUGUUUUCAAACCCAAGAAUGAAGAGCCCUAUGGGCACCUUAAUCCUAAGUGGACCAAGUGGCUGCAGAAGCUCUGCUGUCCCUGCUGCUUUGGCCGUGAUUGCCUUGUCCUCAACCAGGGCUAUCUUUCAGAGGCAGGGGCCAGCCUGGUGGACCAAAAACUGGAACUCAACAUUGUACCCCGUACAAAGGUAGUACACAUGGCCAGUGAGACCUUCAACUAUAGUGCCAUUGACCGAGUGAAGUCCAGGGGCAAGCGGCUUGCGCUAGAGAAAGUGCCAAAAGUUGGGCAACGGUUUAACCGCAUCGGGCUACCACCAAAGGUUGGUUCAUUCCAGCUCUUUGUUGAAGGCUAUAAAGAUGCAGACUACUGGCUACGGCGUUUUGAAGCAGAACCUCUCCCUGAGAACACUAACCGGCAACUAUUGCUGCAGUUUGAACGGUUGGUGGUGCUGGAUUACAUCAUCCGCAACACUGAUCGUGGCAACGACAACUGGCUGAUUAAAUAUGACUGUCCAAUGGAUAGUUCUAGCUCUCGGGACACAGACUGGGUGGUGGUGAAGGAGCCUGUUAUCAAGGUGGCUGCCAUUGACAAUGGGCUGGCUUUCCCCCUGAAGCAUCCUGACUCCUGGAGGGCAUAUCCUUUUUACUGGGCCUGGUUGCCCCAAGCAAAAGUUCCAUUCUCUCAGGAGAUCAAAGAUCUGAUUCUUCCAAAGAUAUCGGACCCUAACUUCGUCAAGGACUUGGAGGAGGACCUAUAUGAACUCUUCAAGAAAGAUCCUGGUUUCGACAGGGGCCAGUUUCAUAAGCAGAUUGCUGUCAUGCGGGGACAGAUCCUAAAUCUGACUCAGGCCUUGAAAGACAAUAAGAGUCCCCUGCACCUGGUCCAGAUGCCACCUGUGAUUGUUGAGACAGCUCGUUCCCACCAGCGGUCUGCUAGCGAGUCCUACACACAGAGCUUUCAGAGUCGGAAACCCUUCUUUUCGUGGUGGUAGCCCAAGAGGCAGACAAGAGUACGUUGUCUGAGACUUGGGCUAGGAGGAAACUUGGGGAGUGGGUUGCAGGAAAAGCCUGAGAAGCCGGUAGAAAGCAGUGCCUGUGAGAGCCCUCCCUCUCUGCUCACCACCCCCCUCAGGGCUUUCCCAAGCACAGGGAGAAGCACAAACAGAGCUAAAGCGAGUGCUGGUGGGCUCCCCUGAGUGCUGAGGAAGGCUGGAGCUCCAUGGAAGGAGUCCAGAUGCCCAGGAAGGAGCAUCUGCCUUCCAGCAUCUCCUGAGGCCAGGCUGGGAAAUUCCCUUUCCUGGUGAGACCUGGGCUCUGUUGCAAUUCCUCAUUAUAUUCUGCAUCAGAAACAAACAAAUAACAAAAAUUUAAAUUAUUAGCAAAACGCAGGCAGAAUCCCAGAUUCUUUCAGAAACCUCAAAUCCAGACCUAGAUUUGCAUGGAACCAGACAUUCAGGUGCCUCACUCUCAUGGACCAAGGCAGCUGGGUUACUCGCAGUCCUGGGGCAGACAGAAGCCGCACCUUUCCUUUGAGAUUUUGCCAAGUCUUCUCUUUCUCCUCCCACCAGUGCAGUAGGCUGUCUAAAAGCCUCCAAAUGGAAUUUGCAUGGCAGGGGUACUUUUGCUCUAGACCUCCUAGGAGCUCUGUAUAUGAUCCUAUAGAUCAACUCUGCUCUCUGCUCUGCUAGGGAUCCAACCUCUCAAGUGCAGGCCUGCAACCUGCCCAUCACUCAGAUAAAGGCAGGAGGGAGGACGUGGACUCCCCAGCAUGUACAAGUGAUCCAUGUAGCCUGAGUGUAUGCGGGGAGCUGUAAUUGGUCUAUGGGCAAACUUAUCCCUGUCUUGCUUCCCGAGUCCUUGGCCCUAGCCAUGGUCCUCUCAUUUGUUCCCAUUAUUUUAGGUAUUUCUUUUCUCAACUCUGACUAAGGGGUUCAGUUUGGAUUCUGGAGUGGGUCUCAGCUCAUAAGAGGACAGGAUAUUAGGUCCUUGGACUUCUCUUUAUGCUACCACUGCUGCUUGUGUUCUGCCUCCUAAUUGGUAGCUGCGCUUUGCUCCCUGACUUCUUGUUCCAGGCCAGUUUUUCCAUGGCUUCUUGAGAAAAGUGGGGCCAAAGGGGAGAGGCCUUCACACUGUUCCCCAGUGCCUGUCCAGCUCAGUGCGCUUCCUGCUUCCAUGUCUCUCCCCUCAGCUAUCCCCUUGCCAGGUGUCCAAGCCCUUUCUACACCAAAGCAAACUGGCCCCCACAAGGGAGAAAAGAGGGUGCCAUCUGUAACUCGGGAGCAGCCCUAUGCUAAGGGACUCCCAAGUUUCUGGAACCCUGCGAUUGGUCAAUCAGCUGUGAAAGAAACUAUCUUGAAGGUUUGAAAAACAACCAAAGAAAGGGAGCAAGGACUAUGUCUUGUGCCCUUUGCUUGCCCAGCUCCUGCCAUCCAGGAGACAGAGUAGAGAUGUGCAGCUCUCUCAUAAGCUGGGCCAGGCUGCCCUUCCAUCCCAGCCCCUGGAGCCAGCUUAUCUUGGGCUUCCAUCCAGCUGACGGGAAGAGUCUGGUAGCUGGGUGUGCAUGCCCUGUGGACAAAGGCACAGCUCCCCUGACAAUCCCCGUCAGCCAACUUGGACACUAGCCUUGGGGACCAUGUUUUUGAGAAUGCCUGCCCUCAGACUGCAGGAGCAAUAGGGCUCCCAGAAGCUGGAAGGGGCCCAGGUGUGUUUAGCUCUCCACAGACAUCUUUGUAUAAAUAUGUGGUAAAGGUGGGCAUCAAGAGAGCCUGAGGAGUCUAAUGAGGAACGUACUUGCUCCCCGCAACCAAGCAGAUCUGCACAUUGCCCUCAUCCAGACCAGCUCUGUGGGAAGGAAACUGGGUCCAAUGUAAGAGGGGGCUGGUCCCAGUCCUGGCAGGUGAGAGAGUGGGAGGGGCAUCCUUUCCUGGCCUCUCUGUUCUCUUUGAAACCUGUACUCAGGUUGCCUUGAAUAUGGACUUUGGGAGAGCCAGGGGCCCAGAGUGCCAGGGCAGACUUCUGGAUGGCACUCAUGGAACGGCCCAGCCCUCUGCCAGCCAUAGGCCCUGUCCCCCAGUGUCAGGGAGUAGAGGCUGGGCUGUGAGUCCUACUGCCUCUUACUGUUCUUCUAAUGCACUGUAGAAAUUGUAUGUAAUGUAUUUAAAUCAAUGCAAAUGUAUGAAUAACAAGUCCAAUUCUGA
Eptesicus fuscus (big brown bat) is the source of this 3751-nucleotide messenger RNA. RefSeq names its product phosphatidylinositol 4-kinase type 2 alpha (gene PI4K2A). Gene Ontology annotation, biological process: phosphatidylinositol phosphate biosynthetic process; Golgi organization; endosome organization. Gene Ontology annotation, molecular function: 1-phosphatidylinositol 4-kinase activity. The record is from RefSeq and is a predicted model, not a curated record. NCBI's taxonomy places the organism in Eukaryota, Metazoa, Chordata, Mammalia, Chiroptera, Vespertilionidae. The transcript has 9 exons. Gene Ontology annotation, cellular component: endosome; plasma membrane; lysosomal membrane. The coding region runs from base 101 to 1546 and encodes 481 amino acids.